AUGUGGGCUUCAUGCUAUUAUCGACCGGAGAAUGAAACUUUGUAUAGAUCAAAUACAAAUUGGAAUCGAUCGAUAGUAUUUUGGUAUAAGGACAAGAAGAUCAAGUGCAAAAUCUCUUUCCACUCAACCAAAGGAAUACCAAUUCUUUGGUGUAAGGACAAAUAUAAACGAAUGUUACCAAUGGCUAUCUACCAUUCGAUUUGUGAGAUUUUCUCAAUCUCUCCAAUUAUUCAAAUCAAAUUCGAUAUGUCUCGAUUAUCCGAGUUCCCUGAUACAAAUGAAAUUGACAAUGUAAUAACUGGAUGUAGAGAUAAAGAUCAAAUAGAGGAAUUUCUCAAAAAUGUCAUUAUUAGAAAUGCAACACAACUUUGGUUAGGAUCCUGUCAAUUAAGUGUAGACAGUGUAAUAUUGUCAUUGGAGCAUGCUUUAUUCUGGAGCCCAAAAUGGCUUAUCAAGGAACAUUUAAUUAGUUUCCGAGGACAGACUGCUUUAUUUGUUGAUCCGAGGACAAUUGGAACUGAUGAUUUGAUAGAUUUUAUUCUUCAUUGGCAGCAAGGGAAAAAUAUGAAAUUGGAAUCUUUAGUUAUUAUAUUAAAUGACUACGAGCCGCUGAAAUUUGAUAAGGAAAAAGUGUUCGAGAAGUUAGAUGCGAAUCCGUGGAAUCCAGAAAGGCGAGCGGGACGAUUUAAGAAGUCGACGGCGUGA
Caenorhabditis remanei is the source of this 705-nucleotide messenger RNA. RefSeq lists its product as uncharacterized. Lineage: Eukaryota; Metazoa; Nematoda; Chromadorea; Rhabditida; Rhabditidae. The record is from RefSeq and is a predicted model, not a curated record. The transcript is spliced from 2 exons. The coding region runs from base 1 to 705 and encodes 234 amino acids.